GUUCGUGCUGCAGGUCACAGCUUGCUACUUCCGCGGUGCUUCCUUGUUUCGUAGCUUUAGUUGUUUCAGAAAAGAAAAAAAACGUUUUUUUAUUACUGGUAACGGAUGAAAUUACCUGCCCACCCUUUUUUCCACUCCUCCCUGUUGUCCUGAUUGAUGUCCAGGAGUGUUUGUGGACAUUAGUGCCAAAGAUUUGAGCUGCAUACCUGAGCUGAAUGGCCACAGCUGCAGAGGAGCCGCCUGGGCUGCCGGGCCCCUCUACUAAUUCUAUCGGGACUCGAAAAAAUGCAUCUUCAGAGGGCCCAUGGACAAGUACAUCUCAGACCAUGAAAAAAACUAUUGGCCACCGUGGAAUUGAUCCCACUGGUGAGACCACGUACAAGAAGACAACAUCGUCGACCCUCAAAGGCUCUAUUCAGCUCGGCAUCACUCACACUGUGGGCAGCUUAAGUCAGAAACCUGAGCGAGAUGUGCUCCUGCAGGACUUCGAAGUGGUGGAAAGUAUUUUCUUCCCCAGUGAGGGAAGCAACCUGACACCAGCCCACCACUAUGGCGACUUCAGGUUCAAGACGUACGCACCAUUCGCCUUUCGCUACUUCAGGGAGAUGUUUGGCAUUCGGCCUGAUGACUACAUGUAUUCUCUUUGUAAUGAACCACUGAUUGAGCUGUCAAACUCCGGGGCCAGUGGAUCUAUCUUUUAUGUUUCCAGUGAUGAUGAGUUCAUCAUUAAGACGGUGCAGCACAAAGAGGCAGAAUUUCUGCAGAAACUGCUUCCAGGAUACUUUAUGAACCUGAACCAGAACAAACGGACCUUAUUACCAAAGUUCUAUGGACUUUAUUGUGUCCAGGCAGCGGGUAAGAACAUCCGUAUUGUGGUUAUGAAUAAUCUGCUCCCAUGUGCUGUGCGUAUGCACCUCAAAUAUGACCUGAAGGGUUCCACCUAUAAGCGGAGGGCUUCGACUAAAGAGAGAGAAAAGGCUGUGCCCACAUACAAAGACCUGGAUUUCAUUCAGGACAUGUCUGAGGGGAUCUUACUGGACAGUGACAAGUACAAUGCUGUUUGCAAGACCAUCCAGAGAGACUGCCUGGUGUUGCAGAGUUUUAAGAUUAUGGACUACAGUCUCCUCGUAGGGAUUCACAAUGUAGAUCAGGCAUGUAGAGAACAGAACAGCGAAGAGGCGGUUGCAGGUGCUGCGGGUCAAAGGAAGCCACAGGGCCAGAAGUCAUUGUACAGUACCGCUAUAGAAGCCAUCCAGGCUGAUGGAGGGAGCAUGGGGUCCCUGGAAACAGAGGACAAAACGGGAGGAAUUCCAGGAAGAAACUCUAAAGGGGAGAGGUUGCUGGUAUAUAUUGGCAUCAUUGAUAUUCUGCAGUCAUAUAGGUUAGUUAAAAAACUUGAACACUCAUGGAAAGCUCUGGUUCAUGAUGGGGAUACUGUAUCAGUGCACAGACCAGGUUUCUAUGCAGACCGGUUUCAGAAGUUCAUGUGCAACACGGUCUUCAAGAGGAUCCAAGUGAAAACCUCCCCAACUAAGAAGCGCCGGAUUAUAACCUAUGCUGCUUUGAGAAAGGCAGCUGGUGUUGGACCUGUGUUGUCCACCCAGGCCAGUACCAGCAGCCAGAACCCUGCAGCCCAUCAGCCUGCCAUCUCUGAAAGCACAGAAGACUCUGAAGGAGAGGGCGCCACGCAGUCAGGUCAUCCUGACCUCCUGAAGGCACCACAACCCGAUGAUGCUGGAAACGAAAUCUCUGGGUUUAGUGCCACAUAUCAGACUGCUCCUUCCUCUUUGACCGAAGACCAGGAGCCCACUGCCACCAGAGUUCAGGAUGGGAUGCAUACAGACAAUAUUGGUGCUGAGGCUGCAGUUUCAGUGACAUAGUUCCUUACACACACAAGUGCACUGCAUGGUGUAGAAAAGAAAAAUGGAUUCAAAGGAACCAAAAUAUAAGAAACUUGGAGGAUUGUAUGAGCAUCGCGUGAAUAUUAGCUCCUAAGAGGGAUUUAAGAUGCAAAAACUGGAAGCAGAAUUUUUAUAACUACGGACCACAACAACGCGACCAAGUCCCCCCACCCCAUAAAUUGGAUAUAAUUGCCUCUAUUGUUGUUUUUGCACUUAGAUUAGGAAUGUUCCAAGUUUCAGUUUAAUAAGAUGUUGUACUUUUUACUCUGACACUAGCAGUACAUGGUGUUUAAUUAACAGUAUGUCUGUAUAUAUGGUUUUACAAGGUUGUGCACAACUAAGAAUUCUUCUUGGCACCACUGCCAAUUCUGUCAGCAUUCAGUCUGCUACUUAAUAUAACAAAAGACUUUGCCUUGUUUCAAACCACAGUUUCUUCAUUGUAAAUCAGUUAUAAUGCAUAUACUGUACAUUGUGUGCUGUUUGGUGUUCGUUCCUUUGUGUUCCAUCAACUUGCUGCAGAUUUUCUGCUGCCAGCCAGAAGCUGGUGCUGCAUGUAUUGUCUCCCAUAACUGGACACUAACACCGGUACCACGUUAUGUAAAUUGGUACCUUAUUUUUAUUUUAUUUUUUUAAUGCUUUCAUUCAUACAUAAUCAGCUGCUGUGUUCUGAGCUUUCUCUCGCUACAUUUUAUGUUGGGAGGAAGUGAUAAUCAACUUACGGUUGCUGUUUCAUCAACUGUUGUGAUGGACCAGUAGGUUGUGGAUUGUACCUGAAACACCUCAGAUUCACUUCACAGUGUGAUUUUUUUAAAUGUUUUUAUGUGUUUAUAUUUACUUUAAUAUAAGUUUUGAGCUUAAUGGCUCAUGACCAAUUACUGUUACUUGAAUGGCUGUAAGCUACGUCCAUGACAGUGUCAGCUUUUAUUCUUGUCAGACUGCAUAUGUGAUCCACUGGAGAACACUGGAAUGAAACCUGCCUUUUAUACUCGUGUCUGAUCAGCAGAACAUGCUGUGAUUGGUUUGAUGUUUGUGGUUUAUCCAGCAUGAACAAGACAUUGUUGCUGGAAAGACAUCUUGAUUUUUUUUUUUAAUUAAGUGUUUUUAAUGGAUGAAUGGAUGAUAUUUGUAUUUUAGUGACAAGUACCAAAUAAUACACAGUCAUGGAAUUACAACUGCUGCAAUCUCUUAGUUUCUGUGGUAAUGUAUUCUUACUGAUAAUAUUAUGCAUAUUUGCAGUAUAUCCACAAUCCCACUUUAAGCCUAGAAGGGCUGAAGUAUUUAUUUCUAAGCUGUAGCAGUAAUGACUAAACUUACUGCCAUGUAUUUACUCUGCACAAUUUUAUUUUUCCAUUGUAUUCCUGUUGAUUCUGUUUAAGAAUUCUGAACAUUUUACUUAUAUCUGCUGAGGACUACACACGUUUUUAUUAUUUUAUUUUAUUUUUUUAGGAAGAGUGAGCAAUGUUUAGUUAUUUUAGUUUGGUCUCCGUUACUUGUACAAUGUUAUGUAUGUUUUUGAUAUUUGAAAAUGCUGAAAUAUACAGUGACUUUUUUUUUUUUUUUACUUUGAUAGCAGAUGUAUAUAGGAGACAUUUACAAGGACAUUUACGUAUAAUGGAAUUGCACUGUACUUAUAUACGAAUGGGCUAUGGUACAUUAAAUUUACCAUAUACAAAUCAGAGUAAUUAAAAAAUACUUAAGAAAAUCACAAUUGUUUAGAUAACACAUCUAAUGGUGUUUGAACAUUUUUAUGCAUUAUGUAAAUAGUUGUCUCCCAGAUCUUACACCACAUUGUCAGCUCACACUUGCCUUAUUGUAUAUUUUCAAAAAGCAGAUAACACACUGCCUAUCAAAUGUGUAAAUAACCAUAGUUAUGGUUGUAUUUAUUGCUGUCUUAUGUUUUACAAAUGUUUAUAAUCAUGAUGGGAUUAAAAUGGGCUUUUCUCCUGCACAACGGACCUGCCAAAUGUAUGUGAACAUUAAAAUUUUAAAUAAAA
Thalassophryne amazonica is the source of this 3895-nucleotide messenger RNA. Its product is annotated as phosphatidylinositol 4-phosphate 5-kinase type-1 alpha-like. The record is from RefSeq and is a predicted model, not a curated record. The coding region runs from base 216 to 1880 and encodes 554 amino acids. Lineage: Eukaryota; Metazoa; Chordata; Actinopteri; Batrachoidiformes; Batrachoididae. Gene Ontology annotation, biological process: phosphatidylinositol metabolic process. The transcript has 16 exons. Gene Ontology annotation, molecular function: phosphatidylinositol kinase activity.